Messenger RNA from Anopheles moucheti, 1621 nucleotides. RefSeq names its product SET domain-containing protein SmydA-8-like. The transcript is spliced from 4 exons. Gene Ontology annotation, molecular function: protein binding. The coding region runs from base 32 to 1621 and encodes 529 amino acids. The record is from RefSeq and is a predicted model, not a curated record. NCBI's taxonomy places the organism in Eukaryota, Metazoa, Arthropoda, Insecta, Diptera, Culicidae.
CGUCAGUCAGUGCCGCCAGUAGUGAGCCGUGAUGACAUCCCUCUGCCGUGUCUGUAGCGCUCCAGCGGCGCACCGCUGUGCGGGCUGUCAGCAGGUUGCCUACUGUGGUCGCGACCACCAGCGCGCCGAUUGGAAAGCCCAGCACCGUGACCAGUGUCGUCGGUUUAAAGUGGUACGCAACGAUCGGCUCGGGCGCCAUCUGGUGGCAACGCGGCACAUCAAGCAGGGUGAGAUAAUUUACCGGGACGAACCGUACGCGGUCGGGCCGAAGAUCGCGAACGUGCCGCUGUGUCUUGGCUGCAACCGUAAUUUGGUGCCGCUGUUGAAGGCGUCCGGUAAGGGCGGGGAACGUUUCCACGAGUGUACCCGUUGCGGUUGGCCACUGUGUGGGGUGAGUUGCGAGGAGGCGGCCCAGCAUCGUGCGGAGUGUGCGGUGUUGGCUGGCAGCGGGUACCGGCCCAACAUUCGCCCCCAUCCGUCCAAUCCGGACCACCGUGAGUCGGCGUACUGUGUGAUCGUACCGCUGCGUGUGCUGCUGCUGGAGCGUAAUGCGCCUGAAUGGUAUGCAACCGUGCGGGGGUUCGAGUCGCAUCUGCAGGAACGGUUGGCGAGUCCGCUGUACGGGGUGUUGCGGUCGAAUCUGGUGCCAUUCGUGCGCAACGUGCUUGGCCUGCAGCAGUACAGUGAGCAGACCGUGCUGGAGCUGAGCGCGAUCCUCGACACGAACUGUUACGAGAUUCGGUUGCCGGAGCAGCACGUGAAGGUGCGUGGACUUUACCCGCUGGGCGCCAUGCUAUCGCACGACUGUCGGCCCAACACGAAGCAUUACUUUGACGACCGGCUGCAUAUGGUGCUGGUGGCCACGGUUGACAUUCCGGAGGGUGCCGUCAUCCAUGCGUCCUACACGCAACCGCUGCUCGGUACGGUCCAGCGCCGGCUGGCGCUCCGCCAGGCCAAGUGCUUUGAUUGUGCCUGCGAACGGUGCAACGAUCCAGCAGAGCAUGGUACGGAGGCAAGCGGGUUCCGGUGUCCCAACUGUCGCCGUACACCGAGCCUGGUGCUGGCGGUCGAACCGACCAACUAUCGGACGGUGUGGCGCUGCACAAGCAAGCGCUGUUCGUACCAGGAACGGCCAGAGCAGUACGUCGCCAGGUGCGAACAGCUGCAGCAGGCACUGCUCGCCCUAGACCGUACCGAUCCGGCGGGGUACGAAGCGUUUCUGGCACGUCACGAACCAACGCUUCAUCGGUGGAACGCUUACAUCCUGCAGGCAAAGUAUGCGCUUACGCAACUCCUAGGUAGCGCCCGGGUUUCAAAUCGAACCACGACAGCACCAACGGAAGCUGCCUGCCGGCGCACGAUAGAGCUCUGCCGGGAUCUGCUCGCCGUGGCGGAUCGGCUCGAGCCCGGGUACGGCACGUUCCGCACGAAGCUGCUGCUGGAACUCGGGACCGCGCUCGGCGCCCUCCAUUCGCUCGGUGUCUUAUUGGAACCCGAGCUACAGGAAUGGUGUACGGUGCGGACCGAACUCGUACGCAUUGCCAAAACGGACCCAACGGUGGACGUCAGCAGCGUUGGUGAUGGUGCGGUUAGUGAAAAGGGUCCCCUUUAUUGCUCGUAA